Molecule: messenger RNA, 1065 nt
Organism: Hermetia illucens (black soldier fly)
Lineage: Eukaryota; Metazoa; Arthropoda; Insecta; Diptera; Stratiomyidae
Product: transmembrane protease serine 9-like
Exons: 7
Coding region: 162-1025 (287 amino acids)
Biological process (GO): proteolysis
Molecular function (GO): serine-type endopeptidase activity
Source: RefSeq, a predicted model, not a curated record
ACUAUUCUUUGUUGUGUUAAUUAUUAUGGUGUUAUGAUGUGUCAUUGUUGUGUCAAAUCAAAUACAUUUAUUUAUUUAUAUAUUUAUCCUUUCGGAAGAAGUCCCAAAUUUCAUGAGAACUCAUAACCGGCACUUUUGUUACCAACAGAGAGUUAUGAGAAAUGUGCAGAAAAUUAUGGUGUACUCCUUGUCUAUUUCUUGUAUUGUUAAGAAUUUGUGAAGUGGCUUCCGUAAGAAACAGAAUAAUUGGGGGCCGUCCAGCCAAAGUUGGUCAAUUUCCAUCCCUCGUGGCCCUAAAUAUCCAAGAUAGUGGCUUUUGUGGUGGUGACUUAAUCUCAAAUAGGCAUGUGGUUUCCGCUGCGCAUUGUUUCCGAGAUCAAUCAAAUCCUAGCAAGAUAAAGGGUAUCGCUGGAGACGUUGACAGAAAAGUAGAGUCAGCUCCCUCACGGAAAGAGCUGACAUUUAUACAUGUUGCAUCUCAUCCCCGAUAUAAUCCCGAUACGCAAGCAUUUGACUUUGCUGUUUUGUCCUUAAAUGGUGCAAUUACUUUGUCAGAAAAUGUCCAUCCCAUUGUGCUAGUGCGAACUAGGCCACCAGAGAAAACAAAGUGCUUAAUUGCAGGGUGGGGAUUAAUGACUGAACAAGGAAAGGAACCAAGUGGGCAACUCAUGUAUGCUGAGGUCAUGCUAGUUCCAGAUCAGCAAUGCGUUUACCAGACAGGCGCUGAUAUGUCAACAAUGUUUUGCGCUGGUGUUCCCUUUGGAGGAAUCGACUCUUGCAGUGGGGAUUCUGGCGGUCCAAUAAUAUGUGAAAACCAAUUAACUGGGGUUGUAUCUUGGGGAAGAGGAUGUGGUCGAGCGCAGGAUCCCGGCGUUUACGCGGACAUAAUUGCAGGCAGACCAUGGAUUCUCGCACAGUUACAAAUAACAAGAGCAGCUGCCCCUAUAUUUAGAAAAAAAUCUCCAAUAAUCGAAUCAAGUAUACCAGCUUUAACAAUAGCUUUCUUAGGUUCUGUUUUACUUUAAGUUUGUAAAAAGUAAAAAAAUAAAAUUGUGAUAAUUUGAA